ACCUCGACCGCUUAAGAUACUGGCAAAUUUAUCGACGCAAUAUCUCGUUGCUGUAGUGAACUCUCCUGUUACAAAAGAUCACGAAUUUGCCUUCAAAACAACGAUUUCCAGUAACAUUAUUUUGAUUGACAUUUCCGCAAGUUCUCCCCAGUAUCAUCGUCUUACUCCAGUGGAUAAACGUCGCCUGACAUUUCCAGCAAACUCCUCUUUAACGGAUGUUCUGGACGACCGCCACGACUGGAGUCACUACGAGGUUCGCAUCCAAACCAUCGGGACUCGACCUCCGUACGCAACGCUGGCCAAAGGUGAACUAACAGGCCUGGACAUUGAAGUCUGCAGGGCGGUGUUCGGAAGUGCCCGGAUUCGGUACCGAUUCGUGAUGGCCUCCAACCAACAAAUUACGUACUCAAGUUAUCGUGCCAGAGUUGAACGCGAUCUGGCUAGCAAAAGCAUCGAUAUGAUCAUCUCUCGAGCGAUCUUUGCCAACGCGUUCGCCGAGCAAAUGUACGUGUUCGACAAGAUCGGACUGUGUUUGGUGCUACCGAAGAGCUUGAGCAGGAACGUGGUGUACCACUUGGUGCAUCCCUUUCAGCUCAACAUCUGGCUGCUGAUCCUAGCCGUGUUGUGCCUCGAUCUGCUGCUGGUCCGGUUCUGUCCGAAUACAUUCCCAAACAAUUUGGUGAUGAUCCUGCUGUUUGGUGAUCCAACCCCAGAUCACCGACAUCCCCGCUGGAAGCGGUUCUACUGCUUCGCUUGUACGGUGCUGCUGUUCAUCCUAUCGGAAGCCUACCUGAUCAAGGUGAUCCGCUACAUGACCGUAACGAGGUACACUCCCGAUAUGCGAUCGGUAAAUGAAGUUCUCAAAAGUGAACUGCAGUUCAAGGUUCCAGUUGGUACCAAGCAGCAGAUGGCCGCUGUUGCAUGUUGCGGAGGAUGA
Molecule: messenger RNA, 937 nt
Organism: Culex pipiens pallens (northern house mosquito)
Lineage: Eukaryota; Metazoa; Arthropoda; Insecta; Diptera; Culicidae
Exons: 1
Coding region: 380-937 (185 amino acids)
Source: RefSeq, a predicted model, not a curated record